Molecule: messenger RNA, 1001 nt
Organism: Colletotrichum acutatum
Lineage: Eukaryota; Fungi; Ascomycota; Sordariomycetes; Glomerellales; Glomerellaceae
Exons: 2
Coding region: 181-906 (241 amino acids)
Source: RefSeq, a predicted model, not a curated record
AUAUGAUCCUGUGCUGAGAAACAAAAACAGUGCGCCGUGAUGUUGUCGCAAAGACCUCACGUCUCCCUAGCAACAUAGUUUACGCAUCGUAAAAAAAUCGCCAAGCAAUAAUAGGAGAAACGAUUCAUAUUGCUGCAUCCAUGUGCAGCGUAGUUGGUAUCUCGAGCGUGCUAUACAGACAUGAUUCAACAAACCUCACCCGCUGCAGAAAGCAGCCACCCAAAUCUGCGGCACGGGAUCCAGACCUCACGUACAAACGCCGCUUGUUGUGCUGAGUUUGCCCUAAAAUCUAGAAAAUUCCUAUGCAAAUCGCACCUUUGGCUGGGACCGCCCAUCACUCAUAUCCUCGUCCUCUGCAGAGAAGCACAGGCGGCGCGCAGGCCUGGCAGGUUCCUCUCCCAAGUCUCCAUUACCAUUAGGCUCGGGACUGCGCGGGCGCUUAAGACCGCCCAGAUGUGUGCCAUUCGCCAGCUCGUCCUCGAACAUCGCCGACUUCAUCUUUGUGCCCUUCGCCAUAGUCCUCUCUUCCAAAGAAGACUGGACGCCAGCAAACUUGCUGCCAAAGAUUGGCUGAGGGUGCUUCAGCGAAAUGGCCUGUGCCAAGUAAUCUUUCUGGCCCGUGGGAAGAGGUAUAAUGCCGGCGUUCAAGAUCCAGUUGUAGAUGGGCUGGUCGUCUAUGAUGGACUUGCACUUCCAGUGCUCAAACUGCGACAUGGUCUUCUUGCGCUCCAUGAUGACUUCUUCGAUGCUAUCCCGGAGUACAAGCGUCUCGACCGUCACGGGUUUCUGCUGGCUAAUGCGUCGAGCUCUGCCAAUAGCUUGGGCUUGGAUCUGGGGGUUCAGAACGGGGUUGAUGAAGUAGAUUCGCGAGGCAGCCCUCAUGUCGAGACCAAUAGCGGCCUGUGACAAGUCCAUGAGAAUGACCCUUAAUAUUUCUUAGCAUCCACGAAACAAAUGAGAGUCCGCUGAAAACUAACCUUAUCUUGGGGUCAUUGUUGAAA